This is a messenger RNA of Aspergillus glaucus CBS 516.65, 1148 nucleotides long. RefSeq names its product PHD finger protein. The transcript has 2 exons. Lineage: Eukaryota; Fungi; Ascomycota; Eurotiomycetes; Eurotiales; Aspergillaceae. Bases 137 to 1033 code for a protein of 298 amino acids. The record is from RefSeq and is a predicted model, not a curated record.
GACGUCCUUGGCGUCGAUCACGGGAUCGAGGUCACGGGACUUGCUAGCUUCGGAGUAAUCUCGGCUGUCACUUCGGUUGCCGUUUCUUUACUUCUUCCGCCAUCAUCGAUCAUGUCUUAAGACAUUAUUGAGCGAAAUGCUUCGAACUCCUACCGAUCUUAAUCUUAAUAUUAAUGUCCCCGGUCAUGCAGGCCGGGGUAGAUUGUUGGACAACCCGACAAGACUGGCGACGUCAAGAUUAACGUCUGCGGAUCCAGCACAUGCUUUGACACUUUCAGAGACAGAUCGGAGUAACAUCUACUACGAAUGGAUCAGGGCUGGAAAACCUCAUAACCUAGUCUGUUCACAAUGCCGGGUGCCAGGCCAGUUACUGUUCUGCGAGACAUGCUGUAGAUCCUACCAUACAGGAUGUCUUCCAUCGAGCGAAUUCACUGCAUUCCCAGGGAACUUCCACUGUCCUUCGUGUAGAGACAAGAGCUGGGAUCGUCUUCCACCUCAAUUCUCAAGACGGUCAUCACCGAAUGUUUCCCGAAGCACGACUCCUUCGGGCAGGGAUAGGAGCAGGUGGAAUAGUCCUUCGCGGCUGGCCAAGGCUAGUGAUCACAUAUCUCCAACGGCAUCCGGAACCCCCUUGACUCGUUUUCCUGGCUCGUCAGGCCAUACUUCCCCAAUGGAAUGGCAGGGUGCGCACAGUGCGGGGCAACAAUCCGAUAAUCUAUCUCGGGCUCUAUCUCAGGCUCGAUCCUUUCUUAUCGAGAACGGUGCGGCCUCCCAAGAGCAUAAUCCAAUGAUUCUGUAUCGAAUAGCGGAUAUGAUGGAGCAGCUUGAAUCUCAGCAACGUCUGCUACAGGAGAUGCAAGAAUUGAAGGAAGAGAAUAUGCGUCUGCACCAAGUCAACAGAGAACUCAGAGUUCAUGCACACUCGAGAUCACCGCAUGAAUCUGCAGUCAAUUCUCCAAUGCCAAAUAUACCAAGACCGGCAGCAGAUACGAGUGGGAAGUCAUGGGAUCGGAUUGUAAUGGACUUGCUUUAGCCCCUAUAUUGGGGUCUACCAUCUUACCAUACGACCGUACUCGCGAUGAAUCGUUAAUCAUCACAAGAUACCACUAUCGAGGUGUAUCUACCUCUUUCAUAACGUUAUUGUUUAA